Messenger RNA from Nelumbo nucifera (sacred lotus), 1369 nucleotides. RefSeq lists its product as uncharacterized. Lineage: Eukaryota; Viridiplantae; Streptophyta; Magnoliopsida; Proteales; Nelumbonaceae. The record is from RefSeq and is a predicted model, not a curated record.
GUUCACUCCAAGAGCAAAAGGACACAAUCAGUGCGCUGCUCUUGGAGGAAUACAGUACCCCACGACAACUACCUUCUUCUUUGAUCCAAUCAUUCAAACACUUACUGAUCAUACCCAACUCCUAUUUUAGUCUACCUUCGUUCACCCUUCUCCCUCCUCAGCGUCAGCAUGGAGAAGGCCUCGACUGAGAUUGAUCUAGAUGAGUGGGAAUUCCUCUCUGAUGAUGGAUUCCUUGACCUCCAUCACCAUGAGGAGGAGGAUCGGAAGAGACUCUCCUUGAAGGAGACGAUGAGUGGAUUUUAUCCGAAAGAUCCAUUCUCCAUGAACUAUUUCAUCUGCCCAUCGCCCACGACUUGUCGACCUGUCUUCGAGACGCCCAGCAGCUCAAGUGAUCUGACAAGUGGGGAUCAGCUUCUUCCGGUUCCAGUUGUGGGGAUCGGUAUCAUUCCAGCAGCGAUAUCGGAGAAGAUCAAAGCUCCGAAGCUGGGAGCGAUGGCAGCAGAUCAAGACACUGCCUCGCAAGUCUUCUUCAAGAAACUGAAGGAGAACGAAUUCGUCGACAUGAAUUUCAUGGACUCGCCAAAGUCCACAAGUGUUGGAAUUGAGCCUCAAACAGAGGAGAAAGAAGAGGCAAUUAAGCAAGAGACGGUGAAGAAGGAAGACUACAUGGAUUCAGUGAUCAAAGAAGAGAUCAAUUGGGAAUGUGAUGCUGGUGGCCUUGGCAUUWGGAAAUGGAGAAUUAAUGGAAUUGGUUCUCUUUGCUCCAUAGGUGCGGUUGCUGCCACUAUCUGCAUGUUCAUCUUCGGAAGCCAUCAAAGACACAAACACCAUCACCAACAGCUUCAGUUUCAGAUCUACGCCGAUGACAACAAGAGUAUCAAACAGGUGGUUAACGGUGCGACUAGAUUGAAUCAAACACUUUCUGCGGUGAGCGGCGUUCCACUGGCUAGAGCUCAGAUAUCCUUUGGCGGUUACUAUGAUGGMCUUUAAGUUGGAGGAGCCGAACUUGGCUGGCAGUUGGCACCAUCGAUCCAUAGCUAUGUUACAGUAUUAGUAUUUGCUUGCUAUGUUAAAUUGUUAAUUGAAGAUGAUUCAUAUAAAAUCUUCACACAUCUGUACAUGGAAAGAGGUUGGUUUAGUUCACAUCUGCUCCCCACUAUUUGGUUUACUUUAAUUGAGUAAUUUUACAUAUAAAACCUUGCUAUGUUAAAUUGGUUUACUUGAUGUAUGGGGCGCAGAUCUGAAUUCAUAAAUUCUGGCUAUUAUAACUUAUGGACAUAUAUGUUCCCAAUGUGCUCCCGUGCUUUUACAGUGUGUGCAGAAAGAGUUUUUGCUUGAAUGGAAUUUGGUUCUGAUUAAACAUAUUGAA